AUGGCACUCCCACCAUCGACCGCAAACUGGCACUGGAAGAACAAGAAUGUCACUCAAUGGGGCAGAAAUUGGUUCACCAAGGAAUUGGAAAACCUGAGUGUGAAGGGAGAUAAAGAGGGCGAAGAGUUAACCAUCACCAGUAUAUAUGAGUUUGAAGGAGAUGUCGAACUUGGCCAGAGAAAAUCCAAACUGAUUACUAUCUAUGACUGUAAGGUCAACCUCGAAUGGUCAGGGAAAGCCAGUGACGGCUCUGAAGUUACUGGGCAUCUGGAUAUUCCAGAAGUCUCCCAUGAAACCACCCUCGAUAAGUCUUCUGAUCAUCAGUACUUCUGGUCCAUCACUUCCGGCGCCUCCGCUGCUGCUGAGGCUUUGGUAGCAAUGGCAAAGACGCGUGCUCCACCUCUCCUCGAAGAAAUCUUCAGUCGUUUCCCCGCUGCGUUGAUUGAAACUCACGGCAAAGAUCUAACAGUCAGCGCCGACCCCAGUCGAUCCGGAACACCUGCUCCUGCAUCUGCGGCUUCCACGACCUCUGCGGCGACGGUGGCGUCAGCAACUCCCUCUGUCGUUCCUGCCGUCAAGAAAGAGGCAAAGAAGGUGUCUGUCAACUCCGCCACGGUCACUGUGGAUGCCUCGUUCAUGGCUGCGGCGGAUGACCUGUUUAGUCUGCUUACGGACGAGAAAAGGAUUCCAGCAUGGACGAGGGCUCCUGCUCAGUCCGCAGCGAAGCCCGACACAGACUAUUCACUCUUUGGCGGAGGGGUCAAGGGAAAGUAUAUGUCUCUUGAUGCUCCAACUAAGAUUGUCCAGACGUGGGCCCUACAAAGUCCAACGUGGCCAUCUGGACACACCGGCACAUUGACGACCACCCUAGCACAAUCUUCAGACUCUACUAAGAUUACGCUAUCGCUCGCUGGAGUGCCUCUUGGUAUGGAAGAUGAAAUCAAGAAAAAUCUAGAAGGAUAUUAG
Messenger RNA from Lentinula edodes (shiitake mushroom), 966 nucleotides. Its product is annotated as activator of Hsp90 ATPase. The record is from RefSeq and is a predicted model, not a curated record. Gene Ontology annotation, biological process: protein folding; positive regulation of ATP-dependent activity. Gene Ontology annotation, molecular function: protein-folding chaperone binding; ATPase activator activity. NCBI's taxonomy places the organism in Eukaryota, Fungi, Basidiomycota, Agaricomycetes, Agaricales, Omphalotaceae. Gene Ontology annotation, cellular component: cytosol. The transcript has 5 exons. Bases 1 to 966 code for a protein of 321 amino acids.